This is a messenger RNA of Portunus trituberculatus (swimming crab), 1829 nucleotides long. RefSeq names its product nucleoredoxin-like. The coding region runs from base 304 to 1587 and encodes 427 amino acids. The record is from RefSeq and is a predicted model, not a curated record. NCBI's taxonomy places the organism in Eukaryota, Metazoa, Arthropoda, Malacostraca, Decapoda, Portunidae. The transcript has 10 exons.
AGCGCGUCGAGCGGUCGAGCCGCCGUCGACUGCCAGUCUGAGCCUGACUGGCGGUGCAGGAGGAGUGGCGUUGAGUCCAUUCACCUCAUCUUCGUGUGCACGCGGGGGAACUUUCAUCCCACAACAUAUCGCGCAGUGUUAAGCAAACAAAAACGAAAAAUCCUCGUGGUUAACGAUUUACCUGAAACAAUAAGGGUGGAUCUUGAGGUUCCAUUGCACGUGCUUGCGGCGGAGUGUUAUGUGAAGGGCGGCUGAAGGAGUCUGGCUGCCGUGAGUCAGUGAAAGAGUGGUCAGUGCAGCAAGAUGGCUCAUCCUUCGCUUCUCAAGAGCAUUGGGGACACGGUGCAGGGACACGAGGGGCCUGUCCAGCUCAACGAGGUGUGUGGUCCUGACAAGGUGCUCGGCCUCUACUUCUCGGCCCACUGGUGUCCCCCGUGCAGGGUGUUCACGCCUCAGCUGGUGGCGUUGUACAAACACCUGAAGGAGAACACCAAGCACCAGCUGGAGGUGAUCUUGGUGAGCAGUGACACGGACGAGACUGCCUUCACGGACUACUUCAGGGACAUGCCGUGGCUCGCUCUGCCCUUCGCCGAGACCAAAAGAAAGGUUCGGCUGUCCCGCCAGUACCGCGUGACGGGCAUCCCCUGCCUGGUGCUCAUCGACAGCCGCAGCGGACAAGUCAUCACCAGGGCGGGGCGGGAGAAGGUAACUGGCGACCCUGAAGGACACCACUUUCCUUGGAGGCCGCGACCCGUCGGUGACAUCCUGGCAGCCUCCCGCUUGGUGGAUCCUCAAGGUCAAGAGGUUGCCUACGACGCCAUCAAGAGUGCCUACAAGGGCCUCUACUUCUCCGCCCACUGGUGUCCGCCCUGCAAAGCCUUCACUCCUCAGCUAGUAGCCGCUUACGAGAAGAUGAAGAAGAAGGAGGAGAAUUUUCACAUGAUUUUCAUCAGUUCGGACAGGAGCGAGGAGUCAUGGAGGACGUACCAUAACAGCAUGCCGUGGCCCAGCCUGGCGUGGGAAGAGAAGGAGGCGCGGAAUGAGCUCGCAAGUAGCUUGGAGGUGAACGGCAUUCCCACCCUGGUGGUGCUGGACCCGGACAACUCUGUCAUCACCACUGACGGCCGCUCACAGUUUUCUGAUGACUCCACGCUGGAGAGGUUCCCGUGGCGGCCGCAGAGCGUGGAGGUGUUGGGGGAGCGACACACGGGCAAGCUGCAUGAGAGUCCCUGUCUGGUUCUCUUCACAGACGGGGAUGCGACGGAGCUACAGUUUGGGAGGGACGUGCUGUUACCUGUGGCUGAGGAGUACCUGCUGGAACACUCAUACCAGGGAGGGCUCACGCUGCAUUUUUUCGUCGCUGGGGAGGACGAGGUGGCAGACAGUGUGAGGGAUUACGCGUGUCUAGAGGACGUGGUGCCUCUGGUGGCUAUCUUGGACUUGGCCGAGGGGUCCAAGUUCUUGCUUGAAGAUGGUGUCGAGGUAUCCACCGCCACCGUCCACAACUUCGUCACCAGAUACACACAUGACAAGCUUAAGCCUCUGCCCAUCAGACCAGGCGCCGCUGAGGCCACUGGCGCCAGCUAACACCACCCACUGCCUUAUGGAACAAUAUAAGGCAAAAGGAUGGAGUCUUCUUUUAGAGCGAAACUUGGAUUUUAACUUUGUUAUUACAUUAAUAUUGUACUUGCAUAAGGUCUGUGUCACGGAUAAAUGCAGAAAGUGUUGUAGUACAUAUUUAGCUAUGUUUGUGAUUAUAUCAGACUAUUUCAUAGAGAUUUGUGUUGAAUUUGAUAUGAAUAUAACUAAUAAUUAUUAUUGUAAGAAAA